GAAAUACGUAACUAUUUAAGAGCUGUGCUUUCUCUUGAAAUGUUGCGGCUUCAGGCUGGUAGAGAGAACAAAGAAGAGAGAAUCACUCUGCUGCAGAAAUCAGCAUCAUCUCCACAAUGAAGACUCUGCCACUGAUUGUGUUUGUUUGUGUGGUGUUGACUUUGACUGGAGCUGAUGCAUGGAGCUGCGUGAUUGGGAGGUACAGAUAUUGUCCUGGUUGGUCUAAGUACAAAGGACGCUAUUUCAUCUACAUUCCCACACCCAUGACUUGGGCUCGAGCUGAGAAAAACUGUCAGUCCCUGGGUGGAAACCUUGCAUCGGUCCGUAAUACCUUAGAAUACCGUAUGAUCCAGAGGCUGAUAUGGACACGCACUCGUGCGUAUCCAGAAACAUUUAUUGGAGGCAGUGAUUGUCAACAGGAGAGAUUGUGGCUGUGGAGUGAUGGAACGCCUUUCCGCUAUUCAAAGUGGUGUCCUGGAGAGCCCAAUAACCACAGCACUGCACAGCACUGCAUACGAAUUAAUUUUGGAGCUUCCAAGUGUUGGGAUGAUGUGCAGUGUCAUGUACGCCAUCCAUCUGUCUGCGCCAGAAACUAAGAUGAAUCCUGAAACAGAAGAAUCUGUCACAAACACUGGUGCAUGUGUGCUGAUGUUUGUGUUUUCAUGCUCUUAUUUCUUAAGCUAAUCACUCUGGAGCCUCUUUAUAUUUCUUCCAUCGCUGUAACGCAACUAAAGGAGUGAAGCGACAAGUCAAAUCAACAGAAGCUGGAUCGUCUCAGAGGCUUUGUGCCUUUCAUAAGAACAGACUGAAUGUGGUAUGAAAAGAACGCUGUUAGCAAAACUUCCUUCUGCAUAAUGAACUCAUAUUUACUGAUUUUUGCAAAAUUAAAAGCCUGAAGCAUUAAAA
Molecule: messenger RNA, 906 nt
Organism: Mugil cephalus (flathead mullet)
Lineage: Eukaryota; Metazoa; Chordata; Actinopteri; Mugiliformes; Mugilidae
Product: ladderlectin-like
Exons: 6
Coding region: 117-596 (159 amino acids)
Source: RefSeq, a predicted model, not a curated record